GGGGAGGAUAUUGGUGUUACUCGAUAUUUGGGAGGGUAUAUCAGGAAAUCCAGAGGCAAACAGCACACGAUGAGCAAUGCAGACUUCCUCGGCCGUGCCAUUGAGACGGUCAAGAAGGCGAUAGAAACGGACACUGCGGGCGAAUAUGAUAAAGCGUACCAGCUAUACUACAGUGCUCUGGAACUGUUCAUGCUUGCACUCAAAUGGGAAAAGAACCAGAAGUCCAAGGAGAUGAUACGAGGCAAGGUCGCAGAGUAUAUGGAACGAGCCGAGAAGCUGAAGCAGCAUUUGAAUCAGACGGAAAAUCGCAAGAAACCGGCAGCCAUGGGCGCAAAUGGCAAAUCGGCAGGCGGCAGUGGCAAAGGAAAUAAAGAAGACGGUGACGAAGAAGAACAAGAUACCGAUUCCAAGAAGCUGCGUGGUGCGCUGGCCGGCGCUAUCCUUUCCGAGACACCCAAUAUCAAAUGGGAAGACGUAGCUGGUCUGGAACAAGCAAAAGAAGCUUUGAAAGAAGCUGUGAUUUUGCCCACAAAGUUCCCACAUCUCUUCACUGGCAAACGACAACCGUGGAAAGGUAUAUUGCUCUACGGACCUCCUGGUACCGGUAAAAGUUAUCUGGCGAAGGCUGUAGCAACCGAGGCGAACAGCACUUUUUUCAGUGUAUCGAGUUCGGAUUUGGUGAGCAAAUGGAUGGGAGAGUCUGAACGGUUGGUCAAACAACUCUUCGGCAUGGCUCGUGAAAACAAACCUUCAAUCAUCUUCAUUGACGAGAUUGACGCUUUGUGUGGUCCUCGUGGUGAGGGUGAAUCCGAAGCAUCUCGACGUAUCAAGACCGAGCUUCUCGUGCAAAUGGAUGGUGUAGGAAAAGACUCUCGUGGAGUUCUUGUCCUCGGUGCCACCAACAUCCCAUGGCAGCUCGAUAUGGCUAUCAGGAGACGAUUCCAGCGAAGAGUACAUAUCAGUUUACCGGACUUUCCCGCACGAAUGAAGAUGUUUGAGCUUGCUGUAGGAAAUACCCCAUGCGAGCUCAGCCAGCCUGACUACAAGAAGCUGGCCGAGUUGAGUGAGGGUUACUCGGGAUCAGAUAUCUCGAUCGCGGUCCAGGACGCCCUGAUGCAACCAGUCCGUCUUAUUCAGACUGCAACUCAUUACAAGCCUGUAACACAAGACGGUGUCGAAAAAUGGACGCCAUGCUCCCCAGGCGAUCCCCAAGCAAAAGAAAUGUCCUGGACAGAUCUCGAAAGCGAGCAACUUGCCGAGCCACCACUUCGCGUUAAAGAUUUCAUCAAAUCCAUCAAGGGCUCGCGGCCCACAGUGAGCAAGGAAGACCUCACGAGAAACUCAGAAUGGACAAAGGAGUUUGGUAGUGAGGGUGCCUAA
Periconia digitata is the source of this 1380-nucleotide messenger RNA. Lineage: Eukaryota; Fungi; Ascomycota; Dothideomycetes; Pleosporales; Periconiaceae. The record is from the annotation of a GenBank genome assembly.